Oryzias melastigma (Indian medaka) is the source of this 5450-nucleotide messenger RNA. Its product is annotated as LIM and calponin homology domains-containing protein 1. The record is from RefSeq and is a predicted model, not a curated record. Gene Ontology annotation, molecular function: myosin II head/neck binding. The transcript has 27 exons. Gene Ontology annotation, cellular component: stress fiber. Gene Ontology annotation, biological process: positive regulation of stress fiber assembly; regulation of focal adhesion assembly. The coding region runs from base 319 to 3870 and encodes 1183 amino acids. Lineage: Eukaryota; Metazoa; Chordata; Actinopteri; Beloniformes; Adrianichthyidae.
UAAGAGCAUCCACUCUGGGUGUCGUCUUCCUGCUGGCUCCGGUGUUGCUACGGGAGCCGAAUGUUGUCAUGUUGCAGAGUUGCGAUUGCCUUCGCCGGAAGCUGCGCGGUGAGUGUCCUGAACUUGACGCGGGUCUCCGCGCUCCGCACUGGGCAGUGACGCCGCAGAGCAGCCGCUGUGCGCGGGGCCGUCCGCUGCUGCAGCACUUGCGUUCAGCCCGGAGAGCCGGCGGACGGACGCCACCGUCCGGAACCGCGGCUCCGUCGCUGCCUUAAACCUUUCCGCAGGCGGUCGUGCUCGGACAGCAUCUCCUCAGCGAUGGCUCGUCCGGUGGCAGACUCGGGGCAGCAUCCCGUCAACUCUGCGGCGGAGUCCGCUCUUCAGGAGGCGCAGAAAUGGAUCGAGGCUGCCACGGGGAGAUCGUUUGGUGAGAAGAAUUUCCAAGGCAAUUUGGACAAUGGGAUCCUUUUGUGCGAGUUGUUGAGUUCCAUAAAGCCUGGCCUAGUGAAGAAGAUCAACAGGCUGCCAACACCCAUAGCUGGUUUGGACAACCUAACCGCCUUUCUGCGUGGCUGUGAGGAACUGGGACUGAAGGGCUCUCAGCUGUUCGACCCUGGAGACCUGCAGGACACAUCCACACGCCCCACUGCCAAGGGAAGUGACUGUAGUCGAAGACUCAAGAAUGUUUUAAUCACCAUCUACUGGCUUGGUCGCGCUGCCAACAGCUGCACCUCCUACAGCGGGCCAACCCUGGACCUGAAAGAGUUUGAGGCUCUGCUGUCACAAAUGCGAAAGGAGGCAGAGGACACGGAAAGCCCACUUUGCAGCACCCGGGACAGUGGCUAUAUCGACUGCUGGGACUCUGAGCGCAGCGACUCUCUGUCUCCGCCGCGUCACGGGCGCGAGGAUUCAUUCGACAGCCUGGACUCCUUCGGUUCUCGCUCACAGCAGACACCAUCACCAGAUGUCCUGGUUGUCCGCGGCAGUAGCGAUGGCCGUGGCAGUGACUCCGAGUCUGAUGGUCUUCCAAACAGGAAAAUACCAGACAUCCACAAGGAUGACAUGUUAGCACGGCGAACAUCAGUCACUGAGCUCCGGACCGCCAUGCCAUUCAACCAAUACCUGCCCAAUAAGAGCAAUCAGAGUGGGUACAUACCGCUGCUGCUCCGCAAGAAGAAGAGCAACAAAGAAGCAGACGGAGGCGGGAGCUGGAGUACUGCCACGUCACCUGUGGGGGGGAAUAGGCCGUGCAGUACUCCAGCUCGCUCAUGGUCAGAGGAACUCCUUCCCCAUUCAGCAUCUGUUGUAACAAACACCAUCAACGCAGCUGGAGGACAUCAGACGGAAACACACCCAGAGGAUGCAGGAGGCACAGGUGCAAAGGGAGGCGAUGCACCGGCUCUUCAGAGCCUGGCCUUGACUACUUCUGACUUCCAUGUGUUGCCCAGUGCCAUGGCAACCACUUCAGCGGGAGCAUCAGAUACAGACCGACAGAAGGGAAGGACACUAAGUGAGAGAGAUGAUGUAAAAGAAGAGAAGCCUUGGUUGGACUUUCUUCCAGCAACGAGUAUGAGCAUGGUGGACAUGCACGGUGAGGAAAACAGGCUGCAGCCACACAGUCAGGUGCGUCACGAGGGGAUGUUCAACCAGUACAACCAGAUGAAGGAGGACGAGAGUCACUGGCAGGAUGAUCUGGCUCGAUGGAAAAGCCGUAGGAGGAGUAUAUCUCAGGAUCUCAUUAAGAAAGAGGAGGAGAGGAAACUGAUGGAGCAGUUAUUGACAGGACAUGCAGAUCUCUCUCAGAGGAGAAGAAGCAUCAAGACCUACAGAGAGAUAGUCCAGGACAAAGAGCGCCGUGAGGAGGACCUGCGACAGGCGUACAAACAAGCAAAAACUCCAGAGGAAGCAUCGGCCAUCCUGCAGCGCUACGCACAGCGCUUCUCCAUCAGUGAAACCAUACUGGAACGCCUGCAGCUGCCAAAGCUCCUGGACCGCAGCGUGUCCGCUGACCCUUCCUUCCCAAUCUCUCUGUCAGCCUCUCCCACAACUCCAGAUCCUUUUGAUGAAGGCCCAGACGGGCCCAUGAAAUAUCUGCGACAACAAUCAGCACCAACUCCAAAGUUCACAUCAACGCUGGAGGCACGAAUAGGAGAGAUUCCCAAAGAGCCAUCGUCCCAGCAGAGGCUCCCCGUCCGCUCUCGCUCAUCUGAGCCGCCUUCAACCCGAGCCCUCUCCCCCAAAGCUGUGCCUUUGCUCUCCCCCAAGCCUUACAUCCAGCCCCGAAGUGCAGCAGCUGAAACCUGGGACAGCAAGGCAGGAAGUGUAAACGGUGAUGACGGCAGUGACACCCCUCACAUGAAGCCUCAGAGCGAAGGCAGAGAAACUCCUAAUUUCCAGGCAUCUUCCCCCUUGUUUGGAAACAAUCCUUCAACCUACACCGAUGAGGGAGAAAGUCCAUCCUCGACAACAGCCUCUCUAACUCACAGCCGCUCUGACGCAGCUCCCCAAGAGCACGCCAGGGAGCGCUCCACACCCCCCAGCCGCCCAACGUCACUCCCAGAGAAGCUGCAAAAGCCAGAAGAAGGUUUUCAGACUGUGGGUCACACGGAGGCACCGUUAAACACAAGUCGACUAGCGCCAUCUGCAGAAGCCAAACAAGAGGAAGAGGAAGCAGAAAUAUCCAGUGAAAGCCUCUGCAGGCUAAUCCAGUCAGAAACACACAUGCAGAAAAACAGGCUCAAAAGCACAGCGGAUCCCUCACAAACAGAGAAGGAGCUCGGCUCAGAGGUGUCAGCAUUGUUUGGUCCUCAGCCCUCGAGGGAAACGCCAGGAGAGUUUGAAAUCAGUGUCAGGUCUCUGCAGGCAACCAGCAACCCUAAGUUACGCUGGGAGUUCUUCGCUGUGCCAGAGGACGCAGGAAAGGAUCAGCGCAGAAACGUUUCAGUGCCGGUGUUUCCCCAGGCCAAGCGGGAAGACCGCUGGUCUUGGGACCCGGAUGAGGAGCGAAAGCGUCAGGAAAGGUGGCAGCAAGAGCAGGAGCACAUGCUGCAGGAAAAGUACCAGCGUGAACAGGAGAAGCUGAAGGAGGAGUGGGAGAAAGCGCAGAGGGAGGUGAUGGAGGAGGAGAAGAAAUAUCGUGAGGAGGAACGAAGGAUACUGGAGGAAACCGUGAUGCCGCUGACGCCCCGCUCUCCAGCCGGACCCUCGCCCAGCCAGGGGGAGCAGAUGUCCUCCUCUGGGCCUCGGGACACAAUCUUCCAGUCAGCAGCUGAGCGGCGACACAUACAGGAAGUGCUGGAGGGUCAGGCAAGAACGGUGGCGUGGAAACGGAGAGAGGAGAACGGGAUGAGUAGCAUCAGCACGGCUGAGGACAGCUCCAGAGCCGGCAGAAGCUUGGUGAGUCGGAGCAGCGGUCAGGCAGAGAGUUCUGUCCAAUCACCUUUUCCAGCCCGAUCUGCAACUCCAGUGAGAACGCCACAGGAGCCCCAGGCAGACAGCAGCAGACCCGGCCGGCCUGCUGGAGAGCGAAGUUCCAGGAGUGAGCUGAUGGUCACAAACACCGGCCACAGCUCGCCAAAGCCUCCGGCAGCACGUCCGCCAGCAGCCGCCACUCAGCCUCCAGCCUCCUGCAGGUCUGUCAGUGGGAAGAAGCUCUGCUCCAGCUGCAGUCAGCCUUUAGGGAAAGGUGCAGCAAUGAUCAUCGAGACUCUCAGUCUCUAUUUCCACAUCCACUGCUUUAAGUGCGGUGUGUGCAAAGGCCAGUUAGGCGACACAACCACCGGCACCGACGUCCGGAUCAGGAAUGGCCUCCUUAACUGCCACCAGUGCUACAUCCGCUCCCGCUCGGCUGGACAGCCAACUACCUUGUGAUGCUGAACUGGAAAGCAUGAAGAGGAAACUCAUCCCAGUUUAACCAGAUUGUGUGCAGCGUGUCGGGACGCUUGCUUCCCCUGCAGCCCGAUGACCACAGAAAAUUCAGGAUGCUCAAGAAUAUGAUGUUUGUGUCUUUGAAUCUGUCAGUCAAAUAUGGAUUUGAUUGGUCCCUGAGCAACCACGUUUAACUGCAUAGUAAGGCCCGUGUCAUGUUGGACAAAGACGUUAGCAGGUUUCCUCAGUGAGCUCAGAUGAUGCGAAUCCCAGAACCACAACAGCCAAAUGUUGCUCUGAAUUAGAAGAAUAUUAAAGUUUCUUUUCUUUGAAGAUGAGUCAUUUUGCAGAGAGAACACAGAUCAACCUGGAUGUUUUAGGGAUCUACUGACUGGAUCUGACAGUUAACAUUUAUUUGAAUUCUCUUUUUUCAAGUAAUAUAUUCAAAGAAACAGAAGCUUUGUCUAAAAGGUGCAAAGUUUUCCCUUUUAACUGAAUAAUAAUAUGACUUGUUGGUAUAUUUGUAACCUUCUCCGGCACUGCGACCUCUCCUGUAGUGCAGACUGAUGCAGGAUGCUUUGAGCUGUUUCUGUACUUCUGCUUGAAGCUGUUUGCUGCUCUGGGAUCCGUUUGGAAGGAUGUUGAUGUGCCUUAGGAAAGCACCCAGACGCAGAGAAAACAUGUUUAUUGUUUUUGCUUAGAACUCAUUCACUGGCCAAAACCCCUCUAGAAAGGUGCAAACGUUCAUUUGCAGUCCUUCAUUACUCUACUUUUAGGUAAUGAGUGUUCUUCAUGACAAAUGAAACCACCAGAUGAUUCCAGAGUGCAGCUGUGACAGCAGCUCCCUCACAGAACAGAGAAAAGUGUCAGAUGUGUCGACUGACACGGCUGUAACCUCCUUCAUUUCUAAUGAUUAUGAGUUAUGACGGCGUAAUAAACAUUAGCUUUGUGUUUUAGAGCAGGUCUGACUGUAAGAGUACAGUAAGUGGAGUAAACGCAGGAGGCUGUGGGUGUACUGUGGUAUAGACUUCUCUGGUGAACUUAGUUUUUCACUAGAACAGUGAAAAUAUUUAAAAAGUCAAAAAAAUUCCCGAUGUUUCCUUCAGUUACACUACAAGGUAAAAUGGACACAUGCCAGCAGCUGCUGCGUCAGUAUUCACUCAGAAUAAAAACAAUGGCUACCAGCUUCACAUUUUAACUUUUAUUUACUUGAAUGAGAAAAUGUUGAUUUGCAAAAAAGUGCAUGUUUAAGCUAAAGCCAAAAGAAUGAUGAACCUGGCUCUCCUUCUGCCGCCUCAUCUGCGUCCUCCAGCGGGGGUCUCUCUCAUCUGCUGUAUUCUGAAGCUUCCGUUCUGGUUGUGUAUUUUAUCUUUAUGCUUAUUUAGUUCAAAAUACAUGGUAGCUGGGUCUCUAGUGGUGGGACCUCUGAGACCCAUAGUGGAACAUGAACAUGUUGUGUCUGUUCUGUAUUUAUUGUAAUAUGUAUCUAAACACUAUCAAGAAUGUAGGUUCAUUUGAUGUUUAAAUGCAAUGGCAUUUGUUAUGACAUAUUUUAUGUUUAUAAAUAAAAUGUUACAAACUAG